CGGUGGACUCCGGGUCAGUGCCGCGGCCCCAGCGCCCGUCCCCACGUCCGUGUUCCGCGUGGCGCCCCGGCGUCGGUGGGAGGCAUGGAACGCCCUGCGGACCGUGGCGCCCUCCCGGCCACGGGUCCCACAGCCGCCCGCGCCCCGAGCCUGCGCCCCAGGUUCGCCUGCUGUGGGAUGGGUGAAGAGGAAGGCAGCCGAUAUGUUUCACAGCUCAAGGAGGUCUACAGCAGCUGUGACACCACGGGGACCGGCUCUCUGGACUGGGAGGAGCUGACCCAGCUCUGCCUGAAGCUUCACCUGGAAAAGCAGCUGCCCGUCCUUGUGCAAACGCUGCUUGGAAAUGACCGCUUUGCCAGGAUCAGCUUUGAGGAGUUCAAGGAAGGGCUCGUCGCUGUGCUGGUCCUUGCCUGCCCUCCCGACAGAGACAGCUGCUCCCCAGAGCCCGCUGCCUUGCAUGCUGUCCCGCCAAAGUACGUGAGCGGCUCUAAGCGGUAUGGCCGCUGGAGCUGGCCCGAGGCGGGCCACCCUGCACCCGGAGUCGCAUGUCCACCCGCACAGCAAGCCAGGGCCACCGCCGGCGGUCAGUCCCAGUGCCCCGCAUCUCUGGAGAGCAUGGAGAGUCUCAAGUCAGAUGAAGAAGCCGAAAAUGCCAAAGAACCUCAGGAUGCGUCGUUUGAAGCACAAGGCCAGCUGCCAGCCUGGGGCUCGGAGGCCUUCGGGAGCCCCUCGUCCGACACCCCCGAGAGCUGGGUCCAGGCCAUCUGGGCAGAGCUGGGUGUUGGCGGCAAUGGCCACCUCAGCGAGCAGGAGCUGGCGCUGGUCUGCGCGAGCAUCGGGCUCCAGGGACUCGAGAAGGAGGAGCUGGAAGACCUGUUCCACAAACUGGAUCAAGAUGGAGACGGAAGAGUGAGUCUCGAGGAAUUCCAGCUCGGCCUGUUCAACCAUGGACCCACCUCACUUCUGGAAUCUUCUGCGCCCGCCAGACCGAGCAGGUUCUGGCCUCAUCAUCAGGCUGCGACGGAGCCGGGCCGGCCGAGCGGAGGCCGGGCCCCGGAGACGCCGACGGCGGGCGGCGCGCUGCGGGAGGAGGGCAGCUUCCAGGCCGCCGCCACCUCGUCCCUCGUGUCCGUGUGCUCGGGACCGCGCCUCUUCUGCAGCGCCGACGACGGCACGGGCUUCGCCCUCCCCGAGCAGCUGGUCGCCCUGUGGGCCCAGGAGGGCAUUCAGAACGGCGGGGAGAUCCUGCAGAGCCUCGACUUCAGCGUGGAUGAGAAGGUGGACCUUCUGGAGCUGACCUGGGCCCUCGAGAAUGAACUCAUGCUGGUCGGUGGGGCCACUCAGCAGGCAGCCUUGGCCUGCUACCGUCAGGAGCUGAGCUUCCGUCAGGCUCACCGGGCCCGGAGCAGGUGUGCCCAUCUGCCCGUCUCCUCCUGCGGCAGGGAGCAGGUGGAGCAGAUGGCCAGGGAGCGCGACAAGGCCAGGCAGGACCUGGAGAGGGCAGAGCAGAGGAACCGGGAGUUCGUGAAGGACGUGGACGACUGCCACUCAGCCCUGGAGCAGCUCGCGGAGGAGAAGAUCAAACGCCUAGAGCAAGGGUACAGAGGAAGGCUGCGCCUGCUGCAGUCCAAGGCGGAGGCGGAGCGGCAGCUGUUCUGGGAGCAGGCCCGCAGGCAGGAGGCCGCGCUGGAGAUGGACCUGGGGCACCUGCGGGCCGAGGAGGCCAGCCUGCACCGGAAGCUGACCCUGGCCCUGAAGGAAAACAGUCGAUUGCAGAAGGAGAUCCUCGAGGUUGUGGAGAAGCUCUCGAAAUCAGAGAAGCUGGUCCUGACACUGCGGAACGAUCUGGAGUUCGUGCUGAAGGACAAGCUGGAGCCGCAGAGCCGGGAGCUCCUGGCGCAGGAGGAGCGCUUCGCGGAGGUGCUGAAGGAACAUAAGCUCAAGUGCCGGGACCUGCAGGACCACAAUGACGAGCUGCAGGCUGCCCUGGAAGACCUGCGGGCACAGCUGCCCCCCGGUCAGUGCCACCAGUCCCCUGCGUGGCCAGAUGACCUGCCGCUCCCUGGACUCGGCCCAGCAGGCAGCAUCUCAUUUAUGGGGAACUCCAUUCCAGUGAGUAUAGAAGCGGAGAUAAUGAUGGAGCAGCUGCGGGAGCAUUACCAGGACCUCAAGGUCAAGCUGGAGACCAAGGUGAAUCACUACGAAAGGGAAGUGGAGGUGAUGAGGAGGGGCUUCGCCGAGGAGAGAAGGGCAGUGGAGCAGGCCUUCCGGCUGGAGGUCAACACACUGGAGGAGCAGAAGGCCGACCUGGAGAGGCGCCAGGGGAAGUCUCAGGAGGUCAUCCGCGGCCUGCGGGAGCAGCUGCAGGGCGCGGCCCGGGGCCCUGAGCAGCAGUGGUGCUCACAGGCGCUGCCUGGCCUGGCCCAGCGGCUGGCCCAGGACAAGGACCGGCUGGAGGCAGUGCUGCAGAGAGCCAGAAUCGAGUUGGAUCAGCUUUCUGAAGAAAAUACGUUGUUGAAAAAUGAGCUGGGAAGGAUUCAGCAAGAGCUUGAAGCUGCGGAGAGGACACAUGGUGCACAGAGGGAGGAAAUUGAGGCCCUAAAGAGAGACAAGGAACAGGCCUGCUGUGAGAUGGAAGAGCUCAACAAACAGAGUCAGAGAUGCAAGGACGAACUGUCCCAGCUCAACGGCAGAGUCCUUCAGCUAGAAGGGGAGGCCUGCACCUGCCAGGCCCGGAACCAGGAGAGCCUCGUCACCAUUCAGCUGUUAUCCCGGCGCCUGGAGGAGGCCGGGCGCCGGGAGGAGCUGCAGGGUGACCAAAUCCACAAACUGGAACUUGAACUUAAACAUGUGAAUCAGGACUGUCAGAGCCUGAGGCUGUCACAGAUGCAGCGCAGAAGGACCUGUGAUGAACGCCAGGACCAGGAAGAACUUGAAGAGCGGCCUGAAGACACAGACGAGCGGGUGGAAGAGGCGGGCGGGAUUCUGAAGAACAUGGAAGUGCUUCUCCAGGAGAAGGUGGCUGAGCUGAAGCAGCAGCUUGACAAGAACACGAACUCCGACCUGCUGCUGAAGGAGCUCUACGUGGAGAACGCUGGCCUGAUGAGGGCGCUCCAGGCCACUGAGGAGAAGCUACAUGGCGCCGAGAAGGAGACCCGGGUCCUGGAAGAGAAGGUCAGGGCUCUCAACAGACUCGUCGGUAAGAUGGCCUCGGCCUCCCUCUCGGUAUGAACAUGCUUGUUUUCCUGGAGUUCAUUUUGAAAGAGCGUCUUGUAGAGUUAAGCCCUGUGACAUCAUGAUCUUCUGAGGCUCACUGCCGUGCAGCCUGGACACACGACUGUGAUUCUUCGCUCACACCACACACGCUUGGUGAAUGUCUGCUUCAUGCCAGACGCUGGGGCAACAGCCGUGUUGGGAGAGGCCGCGUUUGCCGGGGGGUCCUGGGUGGUUUCCCAGGUAAGAGCCCCAGCUGUGCAUCUCGCUGGUGAAGGAUUCUGGGUGCUCUCAGCAAGGAGCCCCUGAGAGAAACGGUGUCACAGCUUCAGCGCCAAGUUUUUGGCCUUGGCUGGAGAGAUGAGAAUGCCAAGCCAGGGCUCGGCGCCGCCGCAUCCUGCUGGCACUGCUCUGGGCGGAGGGCCCGCGCAGACAUCCCAGCAAGGCCUCGCUUGUCGUGACCUUCAGCUUUCUGGCGGGCGGAGCGGGAGGGCACCGUGUCAGGCACUGGUUUACCCGGGAAGAUGCUUAGUGUUUGUUUUAGGUCUGUGGACUCAGGGAUGGUAUUUUUUGCAAAUGCAAUCAUUUCCUCAUUAAAAUGUCAUCACACUGAAAAUUGUAUUAGAGGUAAAAAAGAAAUACAUAUAUAUAGUUUUAUAUCCAAAAUAUACAUAAAUUAUGGUUUGCUUCAUCAGAAAAAACUACUGUAAUAUGAAGUCACUGUACCUGCGAUUAGCUUUUCUAUUAAAAUUGGCUUCUGAGUUUUAUUAUAAAAUAA
Manis pentadactyla (Chinese pangolin) is the source of this 3991-nucleotide messenger RNA. RefSeq names its product ninein like (gene NINL). Lineage: Eukaryota; Metazoa; Chordata; Mammalia; Pholidota; Manidae. Gene Ontology annotation, molecular function: calcium ion binding. Gene Ontology annotation, biological process: microtubule anchoring at centrosome. The transcript has 22 exons. Gene Ontology annotation, cellular component: centrosome. The record is from RefSeq and is a predicted model, not a curated record. The coding region runs from base 85 to 3231 and encodes 1048 amino acids.